GGAACCAUGUCCCAUGAAAAGAGUUUCCUGGUGUCUGGGGACAGCUACCCUACCCCCAACCCUGGAUAUCCUGGGGGGCCCCAGGCCCCUGUACCUCCCUAUGGGCAGCCUCCUUACCCUGGGGCCCCUUAUCCUCAGCCUCCUUUCCAGUCUGGCCCCUAUGGUCAACCAGGGUAUCCCCAGGGCCCUGCCCCCUACCCCCAGGGCCCCUCCCCAUACCCACAGGGCCCCUACCCCCAAGGGGGCUACCCACAGGGCCCCUAUCCCCAAGGGGGGUACCCUCAGGGCCCCUACCCUCAAGGAGGCUACCCACAGGGGCCCUAUCCCCAGAGUCCCUUCCCACCCAACCCUUAUGGACAACCACAGGCUUUCGAGGCACCGGACCCAGGCUCUCCUCUUCAGGGGAACUAUCAUGAGGAGUGCCCUCCCUCCUACUACGACAACCAGGACUUCCCUGCCACCAACUGGGAUGACAAGAGCAUCCGGCAGGCUUUUAUCCGCAAGGUGUUCCUGGUACUGACUGUGCAGCUGUCGGUGACCUUGUCCUCGGUGGCUGUGUUCACAUUUGUCGGCGGUGUGAAGGACUUUGUUCUGGCGAACGUAUGGACUUACUAUGUGUCCUAUGCCGUCUUCUUUGUCUCCCUCAUUGUCCUCAGCUGCUGUGGGGACUUCCGCAGAAAGCACCCCUGGAACAUCAUUGCACUGUCCAUCCUGACCAUCAGUCUGUCCUACAUGGUGGGCAUGAUUGCCAGCUUCUAUGACACGGAGGCCGUCAUCAUGGCUGUAGGCAUCACUACCACCGUCUGCUUCACAGUCGUCAUUUUCUCCUUGCAGACCCGCUAUGACUUCACCUCGUGCAUGGGCGUGCUGCUGGUGAGCGUGGUCGUGCUGCUCAUCUUUGCCGUCCUCUGCAUCUUCAUCCGGAACCGCAUCCUGGAGAUCGUGUACGCCUCACUGGGUGCUCUGCUCUUCACCUGUUUCCUGGCGGUGGAUACCCAGCUGCUCCUCGGCAACAAGCAGCUGUCCCUCAGCCCCGAGGAGUACGUGUUUGCCGCCCUGAACCUGUACACGGACAUCAUCAACAUCUUCCUCUACAUUCUCGCCAUCAUUGGCCGUGCAAAGGAGUAG
Messenger RNA from Elephantulus edwardii (Cape elephant shrew), 1128 nucleotides. It is a transcript of the gene GRINA, whose product is annotated as glutamate receptor, ionotropic, N-methyl D-aspartate-associated protein 1 (glutamate binding). Gene Ontology annotation, biological process: negative regulation of apoptotic signaling pathway. The transcript is spliced from 6 exons. Gene Ontology annotation, cellular component: membrane; endoplasmic reticulum; Golgi apparatus. Bases 7 to 1128 code for a protein of 373 amino acids. The record is from RefSeq and is a predicted model, not a curated record. NCBI's taxonomy places the organism in Eukaryota, Metazoa, Chordata, Mammalia, Macroscelidea, Macroscelididae.